Messenger RNA from Anopheles darlingi, 970 nucleotides. Its product is annotated as N-alpha-acetyltransferase 80-like. Bases 246 to 752 code for a protein of 168 amino acids. Gene Ontology annotation, biological process: protein acetylation. Gene Ontology annotation, cellular component: cytoplasm. The transcript has 3 exons. Lineage: Eukaryota; Metazoa; Arthropoda; Insecta; Diptera; Culicidae. Gene Ontology annotation, molecular function: acetyl-CoA binding; N-acetyltransferase activity. The record is from RefSeq and is a predicted model, not a curated record.
UGGAUUUUUCACUUUUUCGUUCAUAAAAUUAACCACGUAAAAAUGGUAUGUGGCGCUUAAAUUCGGAUGCGGACAAGCGGGAGGCUGCUGCUGUGCGGCGUAGUCAAAGUGGCAACCGAACGGAGGGUGCACUGCCAGAAACCCCUACCAUUGCCCGAUAUUGGUCAGCGUGUUCCGCAUGAGGGCUGUUGAGGCUCACUCCCCUUUUCCCUCAAACACGGCCCGUAGUGUGAUUCCAGAAAAAGAUGACUCCACCACCCAGCGAAGGACAGCCCUACAAGGUGGUACCGAUCCAUAAACAUCGCGAGCUGAUGGACCAGUGCAUAGCGCUCAUCAAUUCCGAGUGGCCUCGCUCCUACACGGCCCGGCUUUGGAGCCUGGAAUCGUCGAAGGAAACACUGCCCACAAGCUUCGUGCUCACGGCUGACGAUGGCAAGGAAACGGCCGUCCUUGCACACGCCAAACUUUCGCCCAUUCCAGCCGAUCCGCAUGCCGUGUUCGUCGAAAGUGUGGUAGUGGCACGAGAACGCCGCGGUCAAGGCAUUGGCCGUUUGCUAAUGCGAGAGGUGGAAAAUCAUUGCUUCAAGACCCUGCGGCUAGACAGGAUAUAUCUGUGUACGAUCGACCAGCAAGCAUUUUACGCCAAGCUUGGUUACGAGUUGUGCAAAGCGAUCAACAUUUUCGGAUCGCGGCCCACGUUCAACCAGAGCACAAAGAAAACGUGGAUGACUAAAGGAGCACCAAGCAAGUGAAUAAGGAGGCAUCUCUAAUGGCGGCAUAAGUUAAAGCGGGUAACGAGAAACGGAAUGUAUUUAUCGGCUUCCGACGCUUCGAGCUCGAGGGCGCGGGUUCGGUGGAAGCUAAUUUAUUGUAGGUGAAUUAGGGUAGAAGCACGCACAGUUACAAAACUCUAGAUGAAAUGUUAUUUAUUCAAAUGAGCUCUAAUAAUAAAUCGUAACGGUAACCGGAA